UUUUCCACGUCGUAAAAAAUCGGUCAACGACGUCGUUUUCAUUUGCAAAAUCUGCCUUUUUGUACCAAUUAAACGCAUCUGGGAUGCAAGCUGUGACUUUGUAGUGGACAGAAUACCGUUGCUAGAAAGAAAUGGACGGUCCUCAACCUGGAGGCGAUAUUCCGAAGUCCGGAGGUCGCCUUGAAAAUGCCGCUCCGACUUUUCUUGUAGAUGCGUGGUAUUUGGGUGUGGGUUUCUUGGAACGUUAUGGCUGGUUUAUUGUUCUUGGCUUUGUGAUUCUGGUGUUCUUAUGGACUAAAUUGAAGCCAUAUUGGAGAGAACUGCAGAACAAAUGGGAACGUCAAAGAGAAAUAGCUAACUUUGAUCCCAUAAAAGCAGCUAGUCAACAGGAAAGAAUGGAGGAAGCAAGGAGGAGAUUACAAGAAAAACAAGAUGCUAAAGCUGCAAAGUUUAUCGAGGACAAAAUGCAGUCUGAAGAAGACAGGCGAAGACAGAGAGUAGAAGACUGGGAAAGACACCAAGAAGGGAAAGGAUAUCGCUCUAAACGAUUCAGAUCUCCUGCCGAAUCAACUGAAACCACAAAUUCUUCAAAACCAAAGAAACCUCCAAGGAAACCAGAUUCCAGUCCAUUGUCUGGAGGUGGAGGUGGAUUCAGUUACAGACCACCAAGAAGAGGUGCUGGUGGAGGGGGAUGAGGUUAAAUCUACACAUAGUCGCCUAAUACCAGUGAAGACUUGAUAGUGCUGUAUAAUAUAUAUAUUAAUUUAAAGAAAUUUAUGCUGCCUGUAAUAAUGUAGUACCAAGUUGAUUGGUGUCUCGGCGACUUGUUGUGUAUCAUUUGUGAAUGUGACAGUGAACUUUCUUCCUUUCUGGAUAUGAUAUUUACCUUUUAAACACAACCCACUGGUGAAAAGGUAGAUUGAUGCUUAAAAAAGUUGUAAAAGUUCCUUUUGUAAAUAAAGUUAAUUAUCAUAAUAAAUAAAAUUGUUUAUUAUUUAUAGUGAA
This is a messenger RNA of Orbicella faveolata, 1005 nucleotides long. RefSeq names its product selenoprotein S-like. The record is from RefSeq and is a predicted model, not a curated record. NCBI's taxonomy places the organism in Eukaryota, Metazoa, Cnidaria, Anthozoa, Scleractinia, Merulinidae.